This is a messenger RNA of Saccostrea echinata, 1340 nucleotides long. RefSeq names its product G-protein coupled receptor dmsr-1-like. Gene Ontology annotation, biological process: G protein-coupled receptor signaling pathway. Gene Ontology annotation, molecular function: G protein-coupled peptide receptor activity. The coding region runs from base 1 to 1185 and encodes 394 amino acids. Gene Ontology annotation, cellular component: membrane. The transcript has a single exon. Lineage: Eukaryota; Metazoa; Mollusca; Bivalvia; Ostreida; Ostreidae. The record is from RefSeq and is a predicted model, not a curated record.
AUGGAUAAUUGGACAAUUACCAAUUUAACGUCAUCUCCCGAAUCCUGCUUCCUCAGCAGACAGUGCAACGCUCCAGAAGGACUACAGGCGUAUGCAUGCGGUGUCAAUCGGAUUCAUGGUUAUCUUAUACUGGUUCUCUGUUGUUUCGGAAUUCCUACAAACAUUGUGAACAUCAUCAUCCUAACUCACAAAUCCUUGCGCUCACCCGUCAACAACAUUCUAACUGGAAUAGCUAUCAGCGACCUCGUCACCAUGGUAAUCACUGUUCCUCUUGGCCUUCAUUUUUACAUCACACACGGUUUGGACAUUACAGAAGAUAAAUAUACCUAUUCCUGGUCCCUCUUUCUAGCAAUAUACGGCAUGGUGACCAUAACGAUGCAAACUGUGUCAAUAUGGCUUGGAGUAUGUAUGUCAUUUUUUCGCUAUGUUUACAUUAAGUCCAUGGGAGCUGGGCGUCAAAAUAUUGAUACCAAGACUUCUUGUUUUCUAACUAUAUUCAUGUUUUUGUUGGUAAUCGUUAUCUAUAUUCCGGCCUACAGUUUUGUCUCGAUAAAAGAUAUGUCAUGUUACAACGACAUAGAAAAUAAAACAAUUAAUUACUAUCGACUGGAAUCCCUAAUGACCAAAGAUAAACCUUCUUUGACACAUGCUUACUCAAUGUGGACCAACACUGUAUUGGGAAAAUGGAUACCGUGUUUUCUGAUAACCUUAUUCGGUGGAUGUCUACUUCAUUCGUUGCAAGAAAAUACUAGAAGAACCAUACACCUUAAUGGUUCUCAUGCCACUUCCCGGUUAAAACAGCAUCGCAGAACAACAGCUAUGUUGCUGACCAUUAUUCUUAUGUACAUCAUAGCGUCACUACCCCAAAGCAUCUUACUUAUCAUUGGUUUCGCCGAUAAAACGUUUUUUGAGACCGAAUAUGCCCUUCUAGGAGACACAUUUGAUAUUCUUUCCUUGAUCAAUAAUUCAAUAAACUUUGUUUUGUAUUGUGCAAUGAGCCGUCAAUUUAGAGACCUCCUAAAACAGUGUGUGUGUCAGUACUUUGUUCUUCCACAACAAGACGCAAAGAGCACUCAGACCGCUAGUCACCAUAUCUCUCAGAAUAACCUCCAAAGCAAGGUGUACGCCAUGAACGAAAUUAAAAGACAAGAAAGUCCGCUUCUUGACAGAGGUAUUGAUAUUUGAAGUUGUGGGAUUCUAAAAUGUUAUAACAUGCUUAAUUUUUCACCAAGGUAAAUUUUUGUUGGACAGAUUUUUGACAUAACUUUCACAGAUGUUGCCUUUUCUAUAUUUGUUGGUUAACAGUGAACUUUUUCACGAGAGAGAGAGAGAGAGAGAGA